This is a messenger RNA of Leucoraja erinaceus (little skate), 3943 nucleotides long. RefSeq names its product xylulokinase homolog (H. influenzae) (gene xylb). Gene Ontology annotation, biological process: xylulose metabolic process; D-xylose metabolic process. The transcript is spliced from 15 exons. NCBI's taxonomy places the organism in Eukaryota, Metazoa, Chordata, Chondrichthyes, Rajiformes, Rajidae. Gene Ontology annotation, cellular component: cytosol. The record is from RefSeq and is a predicted model, not a curated record. The coding region runs from base 301 to 1536 and encodes 411 amino acids. Gene Ontology annotation, molecular function: D-xylulokinase activity.
GAAUUACUACUGUGCAUGAUGUUAUUUAUAAUUACGAGAUUAAGAUGUGGGGGUUGGUAAACUACUUGGCCACUGUAAGUUGCCCCAAGUAUAUAGGUGAAAUACGGGAACAGUUGAUGGGAAUAUGUGGGGAAUAAUAAAGGCUAGUGUAGUAUUAGUGUCAGUGGGUGGCUGAUUGUCGGUAUGGACUCAGUGGCAAAUGGCUUGUUUCUGUAUUGUAUUCCUCUAAGACUAUGACAAGUUACAGGAUACAAAUUAUUGGUGACACUUCUAUCCUCAAAUCUGUUUUCUCCUUUCUAGAUGAAAGCAAUGGUUAUUGAUGAUGAUCUGAAUGUAAUCCACGAAACUAAUGUGAAAUUUGAUGAUGAUUUGCCAGAGUUUGGAACCCAGAAUGGUGUCCAUGUACAAAGCGAUAAGAUAACUGUUACAACACCAGUCCUGUUGUGGGUAAAGGCAAUGGAUUUACUCUUGGAGAGGUUAAAGGCUGCAAAUCUUGAUCUUUCAAAAUUGAAAUCUUUGUCUGGUUCUGGCCAACAACACGGCAGUGUUUAUUGGAAGGAGGGAGCCAGUCAGACCUUGAAAAACAUGCCUGCUGACCAUUCUCUUCACCAGAUAUUGCAGUCGAGUUUCUCUGUGACGGAAUCUCCCAUCUGGAUGGACUCCAGCACUACCGAAGAAUGCCGCCAACUAGAAAAGUGUGUUGGAGGAGCACAGAAACUGGCUGACAUCACUGGAUCACGUGCUUAUGAGCGAUUCACAGGGAACCAAAUUGCGAAGAUCACCAAGAAGAAUCCUGACGAAUACAAGAAAACUGAGAGAAUCUCUCUGGUCAGCAGCUUUACUGCUUCCCUGUUUCUUGGAAACUAUGCAGCAAUUGAUUAUAGUGAUGGUUCCGGUAUGAACCUGAUGGAUAUCCGUGCACAUGAGUGGUCACAGCAAUGCCUAGAUGCCUGUGGUCCUGAUCUGAAGGGGAAGCUUGGCGUCCCACUGCCGUCCCACUCCAUACUGGGGUCGAUAUCACCAUACUUUGUGAAACGGUUUGGAUUUAAUCCCGAGUGCAAAGUCAUUGCUUUCACAGGAGACAAUCCAGCUUCACUGGCAGGAAUGCGACUUCAGCAGGGAGAUAUCGCAGUAAGUCUGGGAACAAGUGACACUGUCUUUCUGUGGAUUCAGGACCCAAAACCUACACUGCAAGGACAUGUCUUCUGCAACCCAGUGGACAGUGAUGCCUACGUGGCACUCAUUUGUUUUAAGAAUGGCUCCCUAACAAGAGAGAGAAUCCGUGAUGAAAGAGCGUCUAGUUCAUGGGAUGAAUUUGCAAAAGCUUUGAAAGCCACUAGUCCUGGAAAUAAUGGAAACAUAGGUUUUUAUUUUGAUGUAAUGGAGAUCACCCCUGCUGCCAUUGGUGUUCAUCGAUUCAAUGACAGAAAUUUAAAAGUCUCAAACUUUUCAGAAGAGACGGAAAUUCGAGCUGUUAUUGAGGGUCAGAUGCUGGCUAAAAGAUCAUAUGCUGAGAAGCUGGGCUACAAAGUCUAGGCUAUCACAGCAGUACUUUGUGUUUUUGCUGAAUAAUUUCUGGAGAUUCCAGGACAAUACUGGAAGGCUGGCAACUGGGGUUUUCCUGGGAGUCCCUCAUAAUGGCUGAGGCGUGGGAAAGAUUCUGGGGAAGGCUGGAUUACUGUAACGCGCUCUAUUUUGGAGUUGCACGAUCUUCACUGGCUCGUCUCCAGUUGGUUCAAAAUGCUGCUGCUCGCCUUUUAACUGGAACUCGAAAGAGGGAGCACAUAACGCCAAUUCUGGCCUCCCUCCACUGGCUCCCGGUGUACUUUCGAGUUCAUUUUAAAAUUAUUUUAUUUGUUUUUAAAUCUCUAAAUGGGCUCGCCCCGCCUUACCUCUCUGAACUGCUCCACCCAUACGCUCCUGCCCGGUGCCUCAGGUCAGCUGAUCAGCUGCUCCUGGAGGUACCGAGGUCUAAGCGGAAGCUCAGAGGGGAUAGAGCCUUCUCUGUUGCUGCUCCGGCACUCUGGAACACCUUGCCGUUGCACAUCAGACAGGCCCCUCACUGUCCAUCUUCAAAACCAGUGUUAAAACACAUUUUUAUUCCUUGGCUUUCGACACUGCUUGAGACUUUGCUCCUGUUUUUAGUGCUUUUAAUGUUUUUUUCAUUUUUAUUGUUUUUAGUCCUUCGUUUAAGGUUUUUAUUGUCAUGUAAUAAUUUCUUGUCCAUGAUCAGUCAUGUACAGCACUUUGUUGCAACUGUGGUUGUUUUAAAGUGCUCUAUAAAUAAAGUUAUUAUUAUUAUUAUUAUUAUUAUUAUUAUUAUUCGAGAGCAAGUAGAGUCCUAGUCAUAGUCAUAGAUUCACAGUGUGGAAACAUGUCCCAACUUCACUUGUCCCACCUGCCCACGUUUGGUCCAUAUUCCUCCCAACCUGUCCUAUCCACGUACCUGUCGAACUGUUGCUUAAAUGUUGGGAUAAUCCCUACCUCGACUACUCUGGCAGCUUGUUCCAUACACCCACCACCCUUUGUGUGAAAAAGUUACCCCCUAGAAUCCUAUUCAAUCUUUUCCCCUUCACCUUAAACCUGUGUCCUCUGGUCUUCGAUUCACCUACUCUGGGCAAGAUACUCUGUACAUCUACUCGAUCUAUUCCUCUCAUGGUUUUAUACACCUCAAUAAGAUCACCCUUCAUCCUCCUGCGCUACAAGGAAUAGGUCCCAGCCUACCCUACUUAACCGUUCCCUAUAGCUCAGACCCUCUAGCCCUGGCAACAUCCUUGUAAAUCUUCUCUACUCUUUCCAGCUUUCCUAUACAUGGUGCCCAGAACUGACCACAAUAUUCUCUAAAUACAGCCUCACCUGUGUCUUACACAACUGCAACAUGACCUCCCAACUUCUAUACUCAAAACCCUGACUGAUGAAGGCCAAUGUGCCAAACGCCAUUUUUAACCACCCUAUCUACCUGCGACUACACUUUCAAGGAACCAUGCAACUGCACUUCUAGAUCCCUCUGCUCUUCAACUCCGCCCUACUAUUCACAGUGUAGGUCCUGCACAUUUUAGACAUCCCAAAAUGCAAUACUUCAUAUUUCUCUGUAUUAAACGCCAGCAACCAUUCCUCAGUCCAUCUGGCCAAUCGAUCAAGAUCCUGCUGCAAUUUUUCACAAUCAUCUUCACUGUCUGCAAAACCACCCACUUUUCUAUCAUCUGCAAAGUUGCUAAUCUUGCCGUGUAUGUUCUCAUCCAAAUCAUUGAUAUAGAUGACAAACAGUAACGGGCCCAGCAUCGAACCCUGUGGCACACCACUAGUCACAGGCCUCCAGUUCGAGAAGCAACUUUCCACCAUCACCCUCUGCUUCCUUCCAUGAAGCCAAUUUUCUAUCCAUUGAACUGUCUCUCCUUGGAUCCAAUGCGAUCUAACCUUCCAAUCCCAUGCGAUCUAACCUAAAGUAGUUUUAAUAUGAUGUUAUUUCUCAGAGUAGAGAGAUCUAUAAUUUAAAAACUUUGCAAAUAUGAUGGGAGGAAGGAGCCAAAUGAGGUUGGAUAGCCUCUUGGAUUGUCUAAGAUUUUCUGGGAUAGAAGACUUUAAGCCACUCUGCCAGCAAACCUGAAGAAACCAACUUUGAGUCAAUUUCUUGGGCUGAAUGUGUUGGCAUGUUGCUGGGACACCGAUACUUUAGUGUUUGGUAGGUGAGCUGGGAGUUUAUGUCAUAGGAACAUAAUUAGGCCAUUCAGCUCAUCGAGUGUGCUCUUCCACACAAUCAUAGUUGAUCUAUCUUGCCCUAUCCUCCCCAUUCUCCUGCAUUCUACCCAUAUUUUUGACACCCUUGCUAAUCAAGAAUAUGUCAAUCUCCACCUUUAAAUUAUCCAAUGAUUUAGCCUCCACAGCCGUCUGUGGCAAUAAAUUCCAAAGAUUCACCACCCUCUGACUAAAGAAAUUCCUCCUC